AUGUUCCUCGGCCAUCGCUCGCUCAACCAGCCGAAUGUUUUCCUCGGCCUCACGGCGGCGCUCUUCGCUACCGAGACUGAGCUUGAUUGCUUCGGCAAUCUCUCGGGCCUCAGCACGCGCACGCUCCUCAGCCAUCGCCCGCUUGACAGCGUCAGCAUGGGCGCGUCGGGCGCGAGAAACAUCCUCCAUCCUGAAUACCACUGGAUGCCUCUGCCGCAACCUGUGGUUGGUGCGCGGUAGUAAUAGACUCUCGCAGCACACGAGCCAAAGUUUCCUCCUCUCCGGUGUCUUGAGUAUGACUGGAUGCCCGUGGGGCAACCUGCGGUCGGUGCGCGGUAACGAGGGACUCUUGCAGGACGCGCCUCCUCGCUGGCAUCCUGGAUAUAAUUGGAUGCGUGUGGUGCCGCGACCGGUCGUUCGUGCUGGAUGUCGCUUCGAUUUUGUGCCGCAGGAAACAAGAAAGUACGGUCAGCCCGCAUGGCCAUUUCUCGGCCUUCGUUCAAGUAGGCACUGCCAUCAUAGGCAUUGGCGCAAUGAGACUGGUCCGUCCCGGGGCGGUACAUCUGGCCUCUGGCGAAUCCCUGAUUGUUGGAAUACAUAUUCCUUUUGGUUGAUACGAGGACGACAAAAAAUAGGUGACGAAUGGUAGACGAGGGCGACUAAUAUGUGAUAACUGGUUGUCGAGACUGAGCAGGAUGAUAGGGACCUGGGCGAUAAUUGAAGAUCGAUGAUGUGCGAAAGCAGGUAGUCGAAAGAAUGUUGCAGGACUGCAAAUCUUCGUCUAGCAGAUUGGUAGAGAGAUGAUGGUUGAGAGAUGACGGGUGAGAGAUGAUGGUUGAGAGAUGGUGGUUGAAUAUUGGUGCCCGGAAUGUUGGUGAGAAUAUAUGCGGUUGUGUGGCGAGAGAAGCGGAGCGCGCUGCAUUGCACGCUGCAUGUACUAUUGAUGAGGGUCGAAAUGGAGGGGACCAAGAUGCGACCUAUUGUUCAUGUGCAGCUUCUGUUGUUCGCGUAUGCAGCUUCUGUUGUUCUCGUACAAUAGGCACAUGUGAGCGCCGAACAGUCUAUUCCUAUUGUUCUGCU
Lasiosphaeria miniovina is the source of this 1080-nucleotide messenger RNA. RefSeq lists its product as uncharacterized. NCBI's taxonomy places the organism in Eukaryota, Fungi, Ascomycota, Sordariomycetes, Sordariales, Lasiosphaeriaceae. The record is from RefSeq and is a predicted model, not a curated record. The coding region runs from base 35 to 649 and encodes 204 amino acids. The transcript has 2 exons.